Molecule: messenger RNA, 5853 nt
Organism: Kockovaella imperatae
Lineage: Eukaryota; Fungi; Basidiomycota; Tremellomycetes; Tremellales; Cuniculitremaceae
Exons: 9
Coding region: 96-5453 (1785 amino acids)
Biological process (GO): protein autophosphorylation; phosphorelay signal transduction system
Molecular function (GO): phosphorelay sensor kinase activity; histidine phosphotransfer kinase activity; protein binding
Source: RefSeq, a predicted model, not a curated record
CACGAAACCUGAAAUAGAAACAUUACCCGGGGGUCCUCCCACCGUUUCAUCCUGGCUUGAUCGUCUCAUCUACCGGGGUCGGCUCGGUCAAAACCAUGGAGAAACCCUCUGACCAUGGCGAAAACCAAGCUGGUCCCAGCAGGCAGCAGAGUGACCCAGCUACCCCUGUGCCAUUAGCCAUCAGAUCUUCCGCAGCUUUUCUGCACCAUCUUCACACCGAUCCAUCCUCUCACCAUAUCACUCUUUCGGGGUCCAGCACAGGACGAGAUGGAGCUCCCGGCGCUAGCCCUUCAAAACCAGCCUCUGCUGCUCCGGCCGACACUGGACCGAGUGGAGCAGGACAACAGCCUGCAGACCAGUCAACACGGAAGAGUCCUCUACGUAGCUCAACGAUGGCAGGAGACAACGUAGGAGGACCGUCUCGAGGCCUGAAGCGAAUUCCAUCUCGGCGUCGACGACCUCUCACUUCUGCUUCAGAUUCCGAAGUCUCAGGAGCUCCACCUCACGGUGCAUCCUCUCGUCAUUUCUCAGAGGACGUGGAUUACGAUGAUGGAAUAUCGUUGGAUGAUCCAAGUUAUGUGCCUGACGAUCAAUUACCGCAGUUGGCGGCGGAAGAAGAAUGCCCGACCCUUACGGAGACUCCUCAAGGGAUGCCAGAGAUGCAAGAAUCUGAUGCGCCGAGACAGCAGACAGGCGCGAUCUCCGCAGAGGACGACUCUUGUCUCGCAGUUUUUUUGCGCGAAGACGUUUCUUCAGCGUCAAACAUGAUGGGUAUGCUGUCUCUAGGCUCUGCACGACCAGCAGAUGCAACAUCGGACGGGGCUUCAGCAAUGGAAUCUGCGCCCGUGGAUAUACAUGAUGGAUCUUCCGGAAGAUCCAGACGAGGGUCGACGAUAUCGUCUGGGUCUGGGGGCUCCCAAAUCAUCGGACGUUCCGGAUCUCUAGCUCAUUCUGUUGCGUCGACAUCUGCUCUUCCAAGCUUUAGUGUAUCCCCUUCCUCUGGGGAGCGACUGAGCUGGUCGACGUUCGCCCGAUCAUACGCUCAUGGUCUCUUCGAUCCCAACCGGAUACCGAAUCCUCCGAAUGCUCUACUGGAGGCGGUUCGGAGCACCGGCUCAUCCCAAUCAUCUCCAUCUCGAUCGGCCAGACUCCUUGUACGUGGGGACUCGCCAUCAGGAUCGACGAGUGAAUCAUCACAGAAAGCCACCCUCUCCCCUACCGCAACCACAAUCGACACUACACCGUCAUCUGGUGGAUCGCAACAAUCCGGAUCCAUGUCCACUUCAGAGAAACGCAACAUCUCUGGCGUGCUUGAUGCGAACAAAAAAGCCUUCGAAUUUGAACACUUGCCGCCUCACAAGCAGGAAGAGACAGCCCGCGCUCCACGGCCAGAUAAGCUUGAUUUACCUUCUUACAACUUUGCAGCUGCCACAGUCCGCUUGGCCUCGUCGCACCUGCGUGAAUCCGACCUGGCUCCUCUGGGCGUCCCUAGCCCCGAGCGAGAGCUCACAGAUCCCAUGGCGUCUGUCGUGUCUCCGGAUCCGGCUGCUCCUCGCUCCAGUGCAAGUUCGGACCCUGGGACAUCUAGGUCUGGACUAAUCCGAAGCGUGUCCACAACAUAUCCCACCACGAAUGACCGAGCAACGUUGCUUCCUACCAUCGCUGCGAGCCCUGUUAGUACGCCAAACGAAGGACCAAGCCGAGCGAAAGGCAAGGCACCAGAGAACUCCCUGCGCGAUCAUCAAGGACCACCUCAUCGAGGGGUCUUCGUGCCUGCGCAUCGGAUACCAGCAGCUUCGGUUCCCCUGGAGAGGAGCGUCGAGGUCGCCGGUGCAACGGACUAUUUCGGUCUGGUGGACUCUCCGCCAAACUACGAUAGGCAUCACAGCUACGUGUCACAGAGUUCAUCCUCAAAGACUGGUACGACGGUGACCGCAACGCCUACAACCCAGGCCAAGGCGAAAAGUGCCGAGACGACCUCAGCCUCGUUACCUGGUUCGCCUCUGGCGCCGACCGCACCUGCCAUUCCUUUGGUCCCCCAGCCAUCACAAGUCGGGCCACUCUUUGAACAGCUCGGAUGGUUACCGGCGCCUUUGCCUCCCCAUGAAGCUGCCCGGAGGAAAGCUCUGUAUCGUUACAACAUCUUGCACACCGCUGCCGACGUCAACUUCGACCGGAUCGCCCACAUGACUAAACUGGUUUUCUCUGCGAAGAUCGUACUCAUCGCCUUGAUCGACGCGGAAGAGCAAUCUCACAAGGCAGAGUCUGGUCUUGGCAUCCAGACUACAGGACGACUGCAGUCUCUGUGCAGUCAUGCCAUUUUGUCAAAAUCUGGCGAACCAUUCGUCCUUCUGGACGCGCUCAAAGACUGGAGAUUUGCCAAUAACCCUCAGGUUAUCGGUCCCCCGCACGUCCGUUUCUACGCGGGAGCGCCGCUCCAAACACCGGAUGGUUACAACAUUGGCAGUCUGUGUAUUAUCGAUGAUAAGCCACGCCCAGAGUUCACGCCUCGAUCGAGAUUGAUCCUAAAGGAAUUUGCGUCCGUUGUCAUGCGGGAGAUGGAGCUAUGGAGAGACAAGCUUCAACUUCGCCUCCGGGACAGGAUUCAAGUCUCGAUGGAGAAAUUCACUCGAGAAUGCCUUGAAAUGGACGGCUCUGCAUCAAAGCCGAAUAACGAGGUCAACACGAAGAUGGAUCAUGUGUAUAAUCGAGCCACACAGCUCGUUUGCUCAACUCUUGACAUGGAGGGCGCUUUCAUCCUGGACAUUAGUCAAUUUGAGAUGAUGGAAUUUACUUUACCGACUGGCAAAACGACAAUCUAUCGUGCGGAUCCCUUCAUUUCGGCUGAUGGUCAAUCGCCGGUCUUCGAGAGGAGUGAAGCUUUUGGCAGUGUCAAUGCUUUACCCGUCUUCGCUUCGACGACCGAUAAACAGGUUCCAAAGGCACUCAAUCCUGACGAACACGAGAGGUUGUCAGAAUUCCUCCGAGAUCACAAGGAUGGCCGGAUUUAUGAGAAUAUUGCUCCUGCUUGGAUCCGAUACAUGUUCCCCCAAGAUCUGCGCUUCGGAUUGCUAGUCCCCAUCUUCGGAGUGGACAAUCAGCCUUUUGCUCUGCUGGGAACCUAUACUUGCAAGCAGACGUGUCAGUCCCUUGAGGGCUACGAACUGCAAUUCCUUCGAGCGAUCGGUGUCAUAAUCCUAUCUGCGGUUCUGAGGCGCCGAAUGGUUAUGGCGGACAAGGCCAAAAGCAUCCUCAUCUCGUCAGUCUCCCACGAGCUGCGUACCCCGCUGCACGGAAUCCUUGCCGCGGCCGAGCUACUUAGCGAUACAACCCUGGAUGCGAACCAAAUGUCCUUCCUCAAGACCGUGCAGACUUGCGGCAACUCGUUAAUCGAGACUGUCAACCACGUCCUAGACUUUACCAAGCUCAGCGGCUCGUCUCAAGGCUCAUCUGGUGCCAUCAAGCUCUCCCGAGUCAAUCUUGCGACUCUGGUAGAGCAAACAGUUGAAGGCUGUUGGAUUGGCCAGCGGGCCAAGCAAUUCCAUGGUGACUCUGAGAUCGGCAGCUUUUACGCGCCAGACGCUCCGCAUGGCCUGAUUCCUCGAGCGCAGCGAGCUUCAGUAUCUAGUCGACUUGCUCAUGUGGAGACCGUCAUUGACAUCGCUAGUCGGGAAAGGGGAUGGGUCGUGCGAUGCGAGAAGGGCGGUCUACGUCGUGUCAUCAUGAACUUGGUUGGAAACUCGCUCAAGUUCACUUCUGACGGUUACGUUCAAGUGACGCUCCGAGAAAUGCCGCAUGAACCUGGGGCUCGGAAAAUCCCAGUCGAGAUCGCCGUUAUUGAUACUGGCAAGGGUAUCGGAAAGGAGUUCCUCAAGGAUCAACUGUUUCACCCAUUCUCACAGGAGAAUCCCCUUCAGACAGGAACAGGUCUUGGAUUGGCUAUUGUCAACAGCAUUGUCCGAUCCGAAAGUGUCAACGGCAAAGUCGAUGUCUGGUCUUCGGAAGGCAUGGGUACCGAAAUCCGCGUCUCUUUCGAUGUCGAGGUCGUCGAGGAAGAUGAAGACACCUCAUCAGUGUCGUCGGCUAUGUCGAUGGCCUCUCAUCCCGGGCGUGGCAAGUCGCUGUCAUUCUUCUCCUUUGCCGAAGACUAUCGAGGGCAAAUGUUGUCGUUGGAAGUCCUUGGUGCCUACGCAGCAGCUGCAGGAUUCGAGCUCAAGGAGAAUGGCGAAGGUGAUGUUUAUGUCAUUCAUGAAGAUGAGGAAAUUCUGGAACAAGUCCAAUCUUACGGUCGCCCGAUCAUCUUCAUCACCCCCGGCCGAACUUCGCAAGCAAGCUCCAUCCGAGACAAUAUGCGCAAGAAUGCCGGAUCACUGCAGAUUCUGUACAAGCCUAUUGGACCCGCUGCUUUCCGUAAAGCAUUGUGUAUCGCCGUUGAUCAUUUGGACGAACGUGAUCCCGACUCUGAACGUCGGUCAUCUCAACACGCCGCCGCAUUUGAAGAUCGACCUGGAUUCUCAAGGGGCUCAUCCGGUGCCAGUCAAGAGUCCAACGCUACAAUUAGCGACCUGGCACAGAGACGGUUCGAGAGGUCAGCCAACAGGGCGCCGUUGUUGCGGCGGCGCUCAGCCGAGACCAGCAUGGAUCCUUCGACCAAGAUUGGUCGGCCAGCCCUACAUCCACGCGGUGUGACGUAUCAUCACCCCGCCCAUCCAUCCAGUAGAAGGACAUCACAGACGUCUCCUCCUAAGAAAUCUGAUGAACCUGAUGAUUCGCCGCCAGCUGGAAUCAGCAAUUCUCCUCAACCUGGGUCCCCUGGAUCUGCCAUAUCCACAAUUUCCUUGGCGGAUGGAGGCGUCAUGUUGAAGGCGGCUACGGUACCCAUCAAUGCUCCAAGACGAGAGCGGAUCCCGAGGGUGUUGAUCGUGGAGGACAAUGCCAUCAACCGUCGCGUUCUGGGAGCAUUCCUGAAGAAGAAGGGCAUCGAGUAUGCAGAAGCAAUCGACGGUGGAGCUGGAGUUGAAGUCUUUGAAAACUCCCCCGCCAACUACUGGGAUGUGAUCCUCAUGGACAUUUCGAUGCCAGUUUUGAACGGGCACGAGGCGACUCGAGCGAUUCGGAAAAUCGAAGCAAAUCGACGACCGAGUUCCGGAUCACAAGCGUCAACUCCGGGUUCGGAAGUUCCUCCGGAUGUGUCUUCCAAUUCUGCUCUUGCUUCUGGGUCGACUCAGCACAAGCCCAUUUCUUCUGCUCCGCACUCUACCGGACAGAUCAAAUUGCCACCCGCCAAGAUCCUGCAAAGUCGCGCUAAGAUCUUUGCACUUACUGGACUAGCGACAUCUGACGACAAGCGCGAGGCAUUCAGUAGUGGUGUGGACGGGUACUUGGUCAAGCCUGUAUCUCUGAAGAGUCUAGGUUUGAUCUUCCAGAAGAUCGGUUAUCCAAUCGACAUAUAAGUAAGAGCUGGCAUGGACGGGUAGAAUGCGCAUCUUGACCUUUGUAAUUAUUUCGAAAGACGCAUGCCCAGUGCUCAGAGGAGGACAGGGGAGAAGGACUCGACGCACGAGAAGAAAACGAGGAGGAGGAAGAAGAAGAAGAAGCCAAAAAGUAGAAGAGAAUGAGAACCACCGAGAAACAGAUUCUGUGCAUUGUCUUUGUAUCCUCUUUCUCAUGCAUAAUCUCGCCGAUGAGGUGUGAGAGCCCGUCUACGCUCGCCAGCUGACGUGCACUUGGUCUGUACGAAAGCGUUGUGUGAUCGUGGCUUUUUCUAUUGGGGUAGUCUGCCCCAUUCGGAAAGCAAGAAGGCCAGCUUGAGCGAUCAUGAUUCCAUUAUCGAUGCAAAAGCUGACAGUUUGU